AUGCAUUUAAAGGAAGAAAAGCUGGAGAAGAAACCAGGAGAAGCAAAAGGAGAAGAAGCUUAUGAGUUACGUCCGCGGGAAAGCAAUAACAAGCCACGAGAAAGCAAUAACAGAGACCGGAAGCAUGAACAGAGACGGGAAAGCAAGAACAGAGACCGGAAAGCAAGAACAGAGACGGGAAAGCAAGAACAGAGACGGGAAAGCAAGAACAGAGACGGGAAAGCAAGAACAGAGACGGGAAAGCAAGAACAGAGACGGGAAAGCAAGAACAGAGACGAGAAAGCAAGAACAGAGAUCGGAAAGCAAGAACAGAGACGGAAAGCAAGAACAGAGACGGGAAAGCAAGAACAGAGACGGGAAAGCAAGAACAGAGACGGGAAAGCAAGAACAGAGACGGGAAAGCAAGAACAGAGACGGGAAAGCAAGAACAGAGAUCGGAAAGCAAGAACAGAGACAGAGAAAGCAAGAACAGAGACGGAAAGCAAGAACAGAGAGGAAGCAAGAACAGAGACGGGAAAGCAAGAACAGAGAACAGAGACGGAAAGCAAACAGAGACGGAAAGCAAGAACAGAGACCGGAAAGCAAGAACAGAGAUCGGAAAGCAAGAACAGAGAUGGGACGGGAAAGCAAGAACAGAGACGGAAAGCAAGAACAGAGACGGGAAAGCAAGAACAGAGACGGGAAAGCAAGAACAGAGACCGGAAAGCAAGAACAGAGACGGGAAAGCAAGAACAGAGACGGGAAAGCAAGAACAGAGACCGGAAAGCAAGAACAGAGACGGGAAAGCAAGAACAGAGACGGGAAAGCAAGAACAGAGAUGGGAAAGCAAGAACAGAGACGGGAAAGCAAGAACAGAGACCGGAAAGCAAGAACAGAGACGCGAAAGCAAGAACAGUGACCGGAAAGCAAGAACAGAGACGGGAAACCUCCAACGUUGUUGUUUGUCCAAUGUCUGGUGUUGGUGUAGUGAUACUAGAUCCCAGGAAGGAACUGUUGACCUUCAACCCAUGUUGCAGUCAUGAAGUCCAUAAAGGCAAGGAUCUUGGGCCCCGCAGGACUGUCGGCUAUGACCUGAUGGUUUGA
Molecule: messenger RNA, 1083 nt
Organism: Haliotis rubra (blacklip abalone)
Lineage: Eukaryota; Metazoa; Mollusca; Gastropoda; Lepetellida; Haliotidae
Product: vicilin-like seed storage protein At2g18540
Exons: 3
Coding region: 1-1083 (360 amino acids)
Source: RefSeq, a predicted model, not a curated record